AAGAAUGUGAAGCCUAUAAAAAGAAAGGAUCUUCACUUGAUGUGAACGAGGUGAGCAUUUGCCACAACUUGUGCUACAGCUACAAAGACAACUACAAGAAGAAUUGCUGAAGAAAAAAGAAAAUCUGCUGCCACACAGAUAAAACAACUGAGUUAUCAUCACAGUGACGGUUUUGAGCACUUUUUAUCAGAAUAAAUCAUGGGAAAGAUCAUUCAGGAUAACACAAAGGAGCUCCCCCAGGCUCAGACAAAUAAGAUGAAGGGACAAAGAGUCAGCCGAUGCCCGAUGUCAGUACAAAUGAAAAACUACCAGAAUGGUUCUAGCCACCAAGACACACUGUACCACCGAGCUGUCAAGAAUCAGAUCUGCAAACCCAAAAUGUGUGAAGGCUCCAUAAUGAAUCCAAAGCCUUUGGUUCGUUCUUCUAAUUUUUCCUCACCUUCCGCCAACGAGCUCCUCACACAUGCCAUCGACUUCAUCAACCAAUACUACAAAUCCUUCAAAAUCUCUAAAAUAGAUGAACAUCUGGCCCGUGUUAAUGAAGUGGCCAAUGAGAUUGAUGCCACCGGAACUUAUCAGCUCACCCUUGAAGAGCUGGCAUAUGGAGCCAAACAGGCUUGGAGGAACGCUCCGAGGUGCAUCGGCAGGAUUCAGUGGUCCAAUUUACAGCUGUUUGAUGCACGUAAAUGCAGGACCCCUAAGGAAAUGUUCCAUUUCUUGUGCUCUCACCUGAAAUUUGCCACAAAUGGAGGCAAUAUAAGAUCAGCCAUCACCAUCUUUCCUCAAAGAACCGAUGGCCAGCAUGAUUUCCGUGUUUGGAACAGUCUGCUUAUUAGAUACGCUGGCUAUCAGAUGGAAGAUGGCCAAAUUAUUGGCGACCCUGCUAAUGUGGAGUUCACUGAGAUUUGUGUCCAACUUGGAUGGACACCAAAAUACGGGGCCUUUGAUGUGCUGCCACUGAUCUUGCAGGCCAAUGGAGAAGAUCCUGAACUCUUUGAAAUUCCUCCAGAGUUGGUGCUGGAGGUUGAAAUGGAGCACCCACAGUAUAAGUGGUUCAAAGAUCUGAACCUCAAAUGGAAUGCAUUGCCUGCGGUUUCUGGCAUGAUGCUGGAGAUUGGUGGCCUUGAGUUCACAGCAUGCCCCUUCAAUGGCUGGUACAUGGGCACUGAGAUUGGUGUGAGGAAUUUCUGUGAUACUCAGCGCUACAACAUUCUGGAGAAAGUGGGACGUUUAAUGGGGUUGGAUACACACAAUCUUUCAUCACUGUGGAAGGAUGAGGCUCUGGUUGCCAUCAAUGUUGCUGUGAUGCACAGUUUCCAGAAAAAUAAGGUGACCAUCACAGACCACCACUCCGCCGCCGAAUCCUUCAUGAAGCACAUGGAGACCGAAGUGCGUCUGCGUGGUGGCUGUCCUGCUGACUGGGUAUGGCUGGUGCCUCCCAUGUCUGGAUCUCUGACCCCUGUGUUCCACCAGGAGAUGAUCAACUACAUUAUGUCCCCCUUUUACUACUACCAGCCUGAUCCCUGGUUAACAUAUGUCUGGAAAGACGAGACAAAAGGACUAAAGAAACGCAGAAAAAUUAGCUUCAGCGCCCUUACAAAGGCAGUGGUGUUCGCUCAAAUACUCAUGCAGUCUGCCUUGAAAAAGAGAGUGCCUUGCACCAUCCUCUUUGCUACUGAAACUGGAAAAUCACAAACCUUUGCCAAAAAGCUCAAGUCAAUGCUCAGCAGUGCUUUCAAUCCCAGGCUACUUUGCAUGGAGGACUACAAUUUUCAGGAUCUCAAGAAUGAGCGGUUUUUGAUGGUCAUCACCAGUACAUUUGGCAAUGGAGACCCUCCAGGAAACGGCGAGAGUUUCAAGAAGCAGCUCAUGAACUUGAAUAGGAUGCAAAACAACAUGAGGUACUGUGUUUUUGGCCUUGGAUCUCGCAUGUACCCGCAGUUUUGUGCUUUUGCCCAUACUGUGGACAACAAGUUUUCCGAACUGGGAGCCAAACGCGUGGCUUCCAUAGGAGAGGGAGAUGAGCUCAAUGGACAGGAAGAGGCUUUCUCUACCUGGGCUUGCAACAUGUUUAAGGCUGCCUGUGAGGAAUUUGGUGUUAAGGGCAAGCUUUCAGGGUCAGAACAUCUAACAGAGACCUGGGAUGCUCAGAGAUACCGAGUUCAACCUGACAGCAGCACCCUAGACCGCAUUUCAGCUUUGUCAGCGCUCAACUCUAAAACCGUGUUUCCCAUGAAGCUGAAGAAGAGAAAGAAUCUCCAGAGUGCCGAGUCAAGCCGCUCUACUUUAUUGGUAGAACUUGAGGUGGACAAUGGGAAAGAUGUCUUAAAGUAUGUUGCUGGAGACCAUGUGGGCGUGUUCCCAGAAAAUUCAAAUGAGCUGGUGAUGGGCAUUCUGAAGCACCUCCCCAAUUUUCCUCCCUCCAAUCAGACUAUCCAACUUGAGUACCUGCCGGGGACUGGCUCUGGAGGCGAAGGAUGGCAGACAGAUUCUCGUCUCCCAGCAUGCUCUGUAACCCAGGCUCUUACAUACCUCCUGGAUAUCACCACACCACCUUCUCAAAGCUUCCUACGCAAGCUCUCACAGUUGACCGAAUCAAAUGAUGACCGACAGCGCCUUCAAGAACUGGCAUCGGACUUCAAGUGUUACUCAGAAUGGAAAGAAUUCCGCAAGCCCAACUUCCUGGAGAUUCUGGAGGAGUUUCCUUCCCUGGAGCUCUCUGCAACCUUCCUCCUCAGCCAGCUACCCUUGCUGAAGCCCCGUCUCUACUCAGUUAGCUCCUCCCCUGAUCUCUACCCUCAUGAGCUUCACCUCACUGUGUCUGUGGUCAACUACCGCACCCAAGGAGGAAAGGGUCCAAUUCAUCAUGGUGUCUGCAGCACAUGGUUCAACACACUCAAAGAAGGACAGACAGUUCCCUGCUUUGUUCACGGAGCUGGCGGAUUCCACCUUCCUCCAGAUCCCAACACUCCAACUAUCCUAAUCGGAGCUGGAAGUGGCAUCGCUCCAUUCCGCAGCUUCUGGCAGCAACGCUUCCAUGACAUGAAAAAGACAGUUUCGCAGGAGAGCUCUAUGAUGCUGGUGUUUGGAUGUCGUAGUUCAGAUGCAGAUCAUCUUUAUAAAGAGGAAACAUCUCUCAUGAAAGAAAAUGGCACCUUGAAGAGCAUCACUCCAGCAUACUCUCGCCAAGCUGGUUACCCCAAGGUGUAUGUUCAAGACGUCCUGAAGAAGCAGCUUAGUGAAGAGGUUUGGGAAGCCUUGAUCCAUAAGUCUGGACAUGUGUAUGUGUGUGGAAGCAUGAACAUGGCCCGGGAUGUAGCACAUGCUAUACAAGAGAUCUUGGUUAACCGUUUGGGUAUAACACUCUCACGGGCUGGAGAAUUUCUGGACCAACUGAAGGCUGAUAAGAGGUACCAUGAGGAUAUCUUUGGAGCCUAGGUCUGGAAGAAGCAGCACAGGAAGAGCUGUGUUAAAAUUGAAGGAAUAUGUUUAUGUUUAUCAUCAUGAGUUGCUUUAACAUCAGAGAUCCAAAAGUCACUGGUUGAGAUCUGACAAGCAGUAAUACAUAUUGUAUGUGUGUAAAAUAUAAUCGUUUUAUUUCUACCAGUCUAUGGCAUUAUUAUGGAAAUAUUUCUAUGCUUAUAUAAUAUUGAAUGUCUCAAUGACAUCAUUCUGUCAUUUUUUUCUAUCUUUUGUACAUUAAUAAGAUAUAAAAUAUAACCUUUAGGAUUGAUUGGUGUUGCUGAACUCAUGACUUUCUCGAUGUAUACAUUUUGUAAAUGUGUCUUUGGUAAUAUUACAAUUGAAAUAUCUUUUAUUUUUAUUUUCAACUGAUUAUUCAGCCAAUGUGUAUGAAUGAAAUUGUACAAUAAAAUGAAUUAACUGGAA
Tachysurus fulvidraco (yellow catfish) is the source of this 3888-nucleotide messenger RNA. RefSeq names its product nitric oxide synthase, inducible. The record is from RefSeq and is a predicted model, not a curated record. The coding region runs from base 199 to 3438 and encodes 1079 amino acids. Gene Ontology annotation, biological process: nitric oxide biosynthetic process. Gene Ontology annotation, molecular function: NADP binding; nitric-oxide synthase activity; FMN binding. Lineage: Eukaryota; Metazoa; Chordata; Actinopteri; Siluriformes; Bagridae. The transcript has 26 exons.